Molecule: messenger RNA, 2775 nt
Organism: Acanthopagrus latus (yellowfin seabream)
Lineage: Eukaryota; Metazoa; Chordata; Actinopteri; Spariformes; Sparidae
Gene: rps6kb1b
Product: ribosomal protein S6 kinase b, polypeptide 1b
Exons: 15
Coding region: 124-1641 (505 amino acids)
Biological process (GO): protein phosphorylation; signal transduction
Molecular function (GO): protein serine/threonine kinase activity; ATP binding
Source: RefSeq, a predicted model, not a curated record
GCGCUGCAGUGCGCAUGCUCAGCGUAGUAGCCGGUUAUGGCGGCGGUGUGUGAUUGUCCAUGAGGUGGGGGACGCCUGCUAUUCUUGCGGUCUGUGACAGAGCGAUCCAAGCGAAGCGCUGCCAUGGCUGCAGUGUUUGACAUAGAUCUGGACCAGCCGGAGGAGAAUGUCUCCGACGAUGAGAACGAGGAGGUUCAACUCAGCGAUAUCAUGGACCAGUGCAGUGGAUUUGAGUUCAACAUGGACGACUGUGAGAAGAUCGAGAUAUCGGAGGACAACGUCAAUCAGGGGACGGAGAACAUCAGGCCGGAGUGCUUCGAGCUGCUGCGAGUCCUGGGGAAAGGCGGCUAUGGAAAGGUUUUCCAGGUCAAGAAAGUCGUCGGCGCAGCAGCGGGCAAAAUAUUUGCCAUGAAAGUUCUGAAAAAGGCUAUGAUUGUACGCAACGCCAAGGACACGGCCCACACCAAGGCAGAGAGGAACAUCCUGGAAGAGGUGAAGCAUCCCUUCAUUGUGGAUCUCAUCUACGCCUUCCAGACAGGAGGGAAGCUGUAUCUCAUCCUGGAGUACCUGAGUGGAGGAGAGCUGUUCAUGCAGCUGGAGAGAGAGGGCAUCUUCAUGGAGGACACAGCCUGUUUCUACCUGGCAGAGAUCUCCAUGGCUCUGGGCCACCUGCACCAGAAGGGCAUCAUCUACAGAGACCUAAAGCCGGAGAACAUCAUGCUCAACAGCCAAGGCCACGUGAAGUUGACAGACUUCGGUCUUUGCAAAGAGUCGAUUCACGACGGCACGGUCACCCACACGUUCUGCGGCACCAUCGAAUACAUGGCCCCGGAGAUCUUGAUGCGAAGCGGACACAACAGAGCCGUGGACUGGUGGAGUCUGGGCGCCCUGAUGUACGACAUGCUCACGGGAGCGCCGCCGUUCACCGGUGAGAACCGGAAAAAGACGAUCGACAAGAUCCUGAAGUGUAAGCUCAGCCUGCCGCCCUACCUCACACAAGAAGCUAGAGAUCUCCUGAAACGGCUGCUGAAGAGAAACGCCUCGUCACGACUGGGAGCGGGCGCAGGGGACGCCACGGAGGUGCAGGCUCAUCCCUUCUUUCGACACAUCAACUGGGAGGAUUUGCUGGCUCGGAAAGUGGAGCCUCCCUUCAAACCUUUCCUGCAAUCAGCCGAAGACGUGAGUCAGUUUGACUCGAAGUUCACCAGUCAGACACCAGUCGACAGCCCCGAUGACUCGACGCUCAGCGAGAGUGCCAAUCAAGCCUUCCUGGGAUUCACAUACGUCGCUCCGUCGGUCCUGGAAAACAUCAAAGAAAGAUUCUCGUUUGAGCCAAAAAUCCGCUCCCCUCGACGGAUCAUGGGCAGCCCGAGAACACCUCUCAGCCCAGUCAAGUUCUCAGCGGGCGACUGCUGGGCCCGGAGCCCCCUCCUCCCCGGCGGAGGACCGAGCGUCCUCCAGUCACCUCAGGACCAGGCCAUGGAGCUGUCCACGCCAGAGCAGAUGGAUGUCACAGCGAGCUCUGAGGCCUCGGCCCCUCUCCCCAUCCGUCAACCUACCGGCGUCAACCUGGGUCAGGUGAAGCAGCAGGCCUAUCCCGUGGCGGCCAAGCGGCCCGAGCAUCUACGUAUGAACCUAUGACCCGCCGCGCCUCUUUAGGAAAGUUUAUUUUUUGUUUGUUUUUUGUUGAUAUUUUUUAAGAAACAAAGCAAAAAGAUAUGGAUGUUAGAGACAAUUAAAAUCCAAAAUUGCACAUCCACACACUACAUAUACUGUCCCAGCCUGGAGUUUGUGCGCGGGUCUGGAACUCCAGCAAGUGCUACAGACGACAUCACCGUCUCACCACUUUCUCCGCCGACACCUCAGGUCUCAUGACCUUUUGUCUUCUGACCCUCACUUUACGAACUGGACUGGAAAUCUUUUGGGGAGAAAGCGGGAAAUCAGAGGCGGUGUAAACUCAGUAUGCAAGUGAUUUAAAAUGCAGUCGGUCUUCAGUACAAGAUGACGUCCAAAGUGCUUUGUGCUGUUUGAGUGAAUGCCAGCGAGGAAGUUGCUUCCACUGGGAGAUUAUGACGGUUCUUCUUAGACAAAAAAAUGCUUCCUGGCUCUGAAUGAAAUUACAUGAAUUUGGUUUAUUCUUGAAAACGAUCAAAGAAAUCAUUGUGAGCUGUGGACAAGCAGAGGUUCUGGUGUUGAUGAAUAUAGCUUUAUGUCUUAACAAUGUUUUACAGAAUGGAUGCAUUAACUGCUAUACGUCAAUGAUGAAUCAGACAGCCUAAAUUAAAUGAGAAAAAAAAAAAGAAAACACGUUGACUUUUUAUAUUCUUUGGGCGUUGGUGUUGUGGAUGACGCGUGGAAUGACUUAUUUGAUGUGGGAACCAUACUUCAGUUAUCUGCUCUCUGGGCGUACUACACUACGGGAUGUAUCACUGGAUUCGUUGACGCGUCACCAACCCGACAUGAUUCAGCUCGAUCACCAUCACCACCCCCAAACCAUCAAACUGAUCUCGGUGCUGCUUUGUUGUGACCCCCACUCUGGCCUCCCCAAGAGGCUGCGGGCCUCAGCGGUGACACGAAGUCAGAGCCCGUCUGACUUCAUACUGGAGACUGUGGCACCAGUUGAUCUGGACAGUCUGCAGCUGUGGGGGGGUUUAAAGCCCCAGAUACACAUGGGGCAACAUUUACACUCUGUUGCAUCAGCGCUCACUUGUUUAGGAGGGGAAUUUUAGAAAUCCUGAAAAGCAAGGAAAAUUAUAAUAAAAUGUUAAAAAACAA